Molecule: messenger RNA, 2280 nt
Organism: Tachysurus vachellii
Lineage: Eukaryota; Metazoa; Chordata; Actinopteri; Siluriformes; Bagridae
Gene: mob1ba
Product: MOB kinase activator 1Ba
Exons: 6
Coding region: 167-817 (216 amino acids)
Biological process (GO): positive regulation of protein phosphorylation; hippo signaling
Cellular component (GO): nucleus; cytoplasm
Molecular function (GO): protein kinase activator activity
Source: RefSeq, a predicted model, not a curated record
GACUUUGAGUAGCGAUGAGAAGUUUUGUUGCACAGAAGAGAAAACUGUCGGCCGUCUGUUCGUAUUUCUCACCGUCGCUCGGAGUUUUAUCACGUUAUUGAUCCAUUUACGUUCGUCUCGACGGUUAUACUAGUGAUUUAAUAACUGGAUAACCUUGGUGAUAGAUAUGAGCUUUCUAUUCGGUAGUCGCUCAUCGAAGACGUUCAAGCCGAAGAAGAACAUUCCGGAGGGCUCACACCAGUAUGAGUUGCUGAAGCAUGCCGAGGCGACUCUGGGCAGCGGCAACCUGCGCAUGGCUGUCAUGCUUCCAGAUGGAGAAGACCUCAACGAAUGGGUGGCAGUAAACACUGUGGACUUCUUUAAUCAGAUCAACAUGCUGUAUGGGACCAUCACUGAUUUCUGCACCGAAGAAAACUGCCCUCUAAUGUCUGCUGGGCCAAAGUACGAAUACCAUUGGGCAGACGGGACCAACAUUAAAAAGCCAAUCAAAUGCUCUGCUCCAAAGUACAUUGAUUACCUGAUGACCUGGGUUCAGGAUCAGCUUGACGAUGAAACCCUAUUCCCUUCAAAAAUUGGCGUGCCGUUCCCUAAGAACUUCAUGUCUGUGGCGAAGACGAUCCUGAAGCGGCUGUUCCGCGUCUACGCUCACAUUUACCACCAGCACUUUGACUCUGUCAUUCAACUGCAGGAGGAGGCUCAUCUCAACACCUCAUUCAAACACUUCAUCUUCUUCGUUCAGGAGUUUAACCUGAUUGACAGGAAAGAGCUGGCCCCUCUUCAGGAACUGAUCGAGAAGCUUACCUCUAAAGACAGAUAGGUUAAAUGGAUCAUUAUUUUUCCCCGUUUCCCCUAAUUACUGUGCACAGCAGUCUGGUUUUGUUUUCUCUGUCGUUUUACAGGUAUGUGGGACUGGCUCCUGGAUUAGUCUUUUAUUGUGUACUGUUUUAAAUUAGGCGGCGAAUGCUCCUCGUGUUUCUAAUGUCUGUGUGACCUUUUGUCUAAAAAAGUCGACCGUAUCUACGUAAGUGCCUGGCGUACGUCCACCUGCAAAUAGUAACCGUUCUGUGAAAAAGCACCACUCGUCUCCAUAGUGCAAACUUUCCUCAAAAUACGGUUUUGGGGUUUUCUUUGUUAUUUACUGAAUAAAGCAUGUAGACACUUUGGUAAGAGAUAAAGCCAGUAAAAUGCACCUCAUUUCUGCUGAUGUUAUCAUAGCUGGAGUUUUUUUUUCUUUUUUCUUUUUUUUUUUUGUGUUCCUCCUCUCAUUUCCUAAGUAUCAUAUUUUAUUUCUCCUGGUCACAAAAUAGUUCUCUUUUUUUUUUUUUUUUUUGCACUGAGUCCUCUGUCACCCGACAUGACCUUUUUACUGAUAGAGUAAUUCAAUAGUAAUGAAUCGUAACAUAGAUAGCUUUAAUUCGAUUUUAUCUAUAGGCUCUUAUAAAAGUGGGGCGUUUAGUUUAUAACAGGAAGGGAAUAGGGUAAUGAUUACUAUGCAAUGUCCAUCUUUUCUUUCUUUUUUUUUUUCAUUCUUUCUUUCUUUCAAAUGUUGUCCUUUCCAUAGGCGAGGCUUGUAAACCCCAGAGCUAGUGCCAAUAUUUAACCCACUACAGUCUCCUCGUGUAAGUAAACUGAAGCAGCAGAAAACCUGAGAAAAUUCCGUCAUCUAUUUUAUUUGUGUUCAUUUUCCUCGACUUUGUUCCUGCACAUCGGUCAGGUUCUCUGUCUGUUUAGCUACACAAAUGUUAAACAGAGCAAAACAUGGAUUAAACUUAUAAAUGGAGUAUACAAGUGUAAUAACUUUACACAUAAAUGACAGGGUUGUGGUAUCUAAUGUGUGAUCCUAGCCAUGCAUCUGAUGUAAUAUCAGUUGCUGUUUUGUUGCGUGCACUUUGAAUUAUCUGCAUAACGAGAGGUUUUUUUAUACAGCUGACUUAUUAUUGAGACACACGGCAAACAUGUUGCAAAAUGGUUAAAUAUCAUGUCGAAACUGCUCGAUGAUGAAACGUUAUUUGAGUUUAAAUCGUAUUCACCUCAUGGAUGUUAACAGGAUGUUGUAAUAGAUAUAAUUGCUAGGCCUUUUCUCAAGCCCUUAUUUCUAAAUAACAUUAGCAUUUCCUUUCAGCCGUUAUUGAAUACACUGUAUUGUUUUUGCUGAGAAACUUGUAAAUAAUGUACACACAUAGUAUGCAGUGGAAAUGAGAUCAAAAUGUUUAACGCGCAAAACUUUUGUGGUACAAUAUUGAAUGCUGUUUAUAGUGUAAUAAAAAUGUUUGACCAAGA